Trichobilharzia szidati is the source of this 537-nucleotide messenger RNA. NCBI's taxonomy places the organism in Eukaryota, Metazoa, Platyhelminthes, Trematoda, Strigeidida, Schistosomatidae. The record is from the annotation of a GenBank genome assembly.
AUGUUACCAAUUCUCGGGUUUUUUAUAUUCCUGAUUAAUUUCGCUAAUGGUGAUCAAGAUUACUUGCAUCUUCGUGUUAUUGAUCCGUCCACAUUACCAUUCUUAUACCGCUUAAGUCCUGGUCAGAUCGGACCACAUUUCAAUACUACUUUCACAUCAACUUCCUUGGUAGUAACUGAUCCUCCUCAUGCUUGUGAGCUAAUAACAAAUACCCGUGAAGUCAGCCGUAAUAUUGCUCUUAUAAUCCGCGGUGGAUGUAGUUUUGUAACUAAAGCCAUUAAUGCCCAUGUAGCUGGUGCAGUUGCUGUAAUUGUCUAUGAUUUCAAUCGAAAAGCAGUUCAGACAUUCAGUAUGAUCCAGGAUGAUACGUCCAGACGUGUUCAAAUACCCUGUGCAUUUAUGAAUGGGAAAGAUGGGCAUACAAUAAUCAGUGCUUUGGAUAGUUUAAAUUUAACCAAAGCAGUAGUCGACUUUCCUGUUAAUGUCACAGCGGUACCAAUCUAUCAACUACGCCUAACUCCAUGGACAUUAUGGUGA